AUGGAGAGGAGAACUUUCGGUGUUAUCUUUUUCUUCCUUCUUAUUGUUAUUGCAUCUCAGGAUGGAGUGAUUAAGCAAGCAGAGGCAAGGGACUGUGAAUCACAGAGCCAUGGAUAUAAAGGGACAUGCCUUAGGGACAGUAAUUGCUGUAUAGUUUGUCGUCAAGAAGGUUUUUCUGGUGGAAAAUGUGUUGGUUUCCGUAAACGUUGCUUUUGCACUCGCAAAUGUUAAGGAUAGUGGAGAUGGAAUAUGUUUGCUUUAAUGCAUGUGUUGUUUGAGUUCGAUCCACUUCUAUUGAUUUCGUUGUUACUGUCUUUUGUUUGAUCUUUGUGAGAUUGUACCACCUAGUUCUUUGUUUCUAUCUUUUGAAGGGUUUAUUUAGAAAUAAAUUAAAUAAACUUGAAGU
Molecule: messenger RNA, 406 nt
Organism: Impatiens glandulifera
Lineage: Eukaryota; Viridiplantae; Streptophyta; Magnoliopsida; Ericales; Balsaminaceae
Product: defensin Ec-AMP-D1-like
Exons: 2
Coding region: 1-231 (76 amino acids)
Biological process (GO): defense response
Source: RefSeq, a predicted model, not a curated record